CCCCGCCCCCGCCCCCGCACGGCAAUGGCAGGCGCCGCCUCCCCCUCAUCCUGCCCUAGGUAGCAAGCACGGGAGUGCGCCGCCGCCAGAUCCCCGAGACGCCGCGCAUUAGCCCCUAUUGUUCUCAACAGAUGGAUCGGUCAUAGUAGUAUGUUGGCUCUCCUUGCUUGACCGCGCCUGUGGUUGACUUGGAAAAUGUGAAGACAAAGCAUCCUCAGUUGCUCCAUGAAUCGAAGAUUUAUAGGAUUCUGCAAGGAGGAACUGGAAUACCGAACCUCAUAUGGUUUGGUGUAGAAGGAGACUACAAUGUCUUGGUUAUGGAUUCACUUGGACCAAGCCUUGAGGAUCUAUUCAAUUUCUGCAGCAGGAAAUUGUCCCUGAAGACUGUACUUAUGCUCGCUGAUCAGAUGAUAAAUCGAGUGGAAUUUGUUCAUUCCAAGUCUUUUCUGCAUCGCGAUAUUAAGCCUGAUAAUUUCCUCAUGGGUCUUGGCAGACGAGCUAAUCAGGUCUACGUUAUAGACUUUGGCCUUGCUAAAAAAUACAGGGAUACCUCGACACAUACAGGCAUAGAGGAGAACAAGAACUUGACAGGAACUGCAAGAUAUGCUAGUGUCAACACCCAUCUUGGCAUUGAACAAAGCCGAAGAGAUGACUUGGAAUCUCUUGGAUAUGUGCUUAUGUACUUCCUGAGGGUCAGCCUUCCUUGGCAAGGUCUUAAAGCAGGAACAAAGAAGCAAAAGUAUGAGAAAAUUAGUGAGAAGAAAGUUGCAACAUCAAUUGAGGCUCUAUGCCGUGGGUAUCCAACUGAGUUUGCAUCAUAUUUCCAUUAUUGCCGCUCACUGCGGUUUGAUGACAAGCCUGACUAUUCAUACCUCAAGCGAUUAUUCCGUGACCUUUUCAUUCGCGAAGGUUUUCAGUUUGAGUAUGUAUUUGACUGGACAAUACUGAAGUACCAACAAUCUCAAAUAGCCACUGCUCCACCCCGUGUGGGCCAUGGCGCGGGGCCUUCUGGGUUGGCACCUGCAUUACAGAAUGACAGGCGAUCAGGCCCUGAGGAAGCAAGGACUAGUGGUUGGUCAUCAAUGGACCGGCGUCGUGCCCCACUACCAAUUACAAGCGUGGGGACAUUAUCUAAGCAGAAAGCACCAGUAGGGAAUGAUGCUACUCUUUCUAGAGAUUCUGUGGGCCACUCAGAUUUCAAAAAGUUCAGGGCUGGUUUGCCUGAAUACUUGGACGAAAUGGACACGAUGUUUACUGGGAACACCGUCGACGGGUCGUCGGCCUUUGUUCCUAGGAACAGUCCCUCUGUUGACCUGGAAAUUGAAAGCUGUGAUGAGGAGCCUGCAGAUGACCCAGAGUACCAGGUGACACCACCAAGCACUGGGACCAAGAGAGCCAGCAGCACGGGCACCACAACCUCUAGCCCCAGCAAGAAGAUUAAGAGCGUAGCAGUGAGGACCAUGGACACCUACAUGCAGGUGCACAACGACAUAAUGAACUAUGAGGUUUGCUUGAUGCAGUCCAUGGUCGACAUCGAGAAGGAGAAGGAAAACAUCGUACAAACGGUCACGACGGUAGCAAUGGAGAUGGGUGUCAGUGCGAAGACCCCAACGUUGUUUGAGGGGCUGCACAAAAUCAUCCAAAACAAAAAUGAAAUGAAGUUCUUCCUUGCACUAGGGCCUGAGGAAAGGAUGCUACUACUCCAGAUGGCAGCUGAGGCAGAUCUUAUUUCAGCAGCUAGCAAGCAAUGCGAAGACUCUGACGAUGACACCAUCGACAUGAUGUUCAACGACUUGAUGUAUGAUGAUGAUGAUGAGGCAUACAUACAAGGUAUGUACCAGUAUGCCCUGCACAUAGACAAGCAUUUGACUAGGAGUGAGUACAGGCAACCUGCUUUGACUGGAUUGGAAUGGGUUCACACCAAGCUUGGUGAUAGGAAGCAAUGCUAUAACACAUUCAGAAUGAACCCAAGUAUGUUCCAUAAACUGCAUGAUGUGUUGGUACAAUCCUAUGGCCUCAAGUGUAGUAGUAAGUCGAGCUCGAUUGAGGCACUUGGGAUGUUUCUUUGGAUGGUUGGGGCACCUCAAUCUGUUAGGCAAGCCGAGGACAGAUUUGAGAGGUCAAUGGCAACUGUGUCGGCCAUGUUCAACAAAGUGUUGAAGUCUCUUGUGAAGCUAGCAAUAGACAUUAUUAAGCCUGUGGACCCACAAUUCACAACAAUGCAUCCUAGACUACAACAACGUAGGUUCUAUCCGUACUUCAAGGACUGCAUAGGUGCUAUAGAUGGCACACAUGUUCCUUGCGUGGUGCCAGCAGAAAAGUUUGUGCAGCACUUGUGCCGAAAGGGCAUGACCACACAAAAUGUCAUGGCUGCCUGUGACUUCGACAUGAGGUUCACAUUUGUUAUUGCUGGAUGGCCUGGGUCUGCACAUGACAUGAGAGUAUUCAUGGAUGCAAUAUCAACCUACGGCCAAGUGUUCCCACAUCCUCCUACAGGGAGGUAUUACCUGGUGGACUCUGGGUAUGCUAACCGGAUGGGUUACCUAGCUCCAUACAAGGGGACAAAGUAUCAUCUCCAGGAGUAUCCAGAGGGGCCUGAGCCACAAGGUAAAGAGGAGACCUUUAAUUAUGCACAUUCAAGUCUUAGAAAUGUCAUAGCAAGGGCUUUCGGAGUACUGAAAAUGAAGUGGCGGAUGUUACGAGAAAUACCUUCGUAUGCACCUGAUAAACAAAGCCAAAUCAUAGUAGCUUGUUGUGCUCUACAUAAUUUUAUUAGGACAAAUGGCAUACAGGAUAGUCAUUUUGCUAGGUGUGACCGUGAUGAAAACUAUGUGCCCCAAGAAGCAUAUGAGGAUCAACCUGAACCCGAGGUAGUGGAUGAUGACUUGCAGCUCAUGAAUGCAUUUCGUGAAUCAGUUGCGUCUGCUUUGGUAAACCGUGCUUGACAGUUUGAGAUGACAGCUUUUAGGAUGGCAGGUUUUUGGCCAAAAAUCUGAGAUGAGAGCUUUUUGGGGAAAACCCAAAAUUUUUCGGAAACUAAACAAAGCGUUCUGGACUGAUCCCUUCCUUUUGUAAAACAGUUCCCUUGUAAACUCUAAACGAUUGAUCUUUUGGACAAAUUUCUUUCAUUCACUGUUGGCAC
This is a messenger RNA of Sorghum bicolor (sorghum), 3142 nucleotides long. RefSeq lists its product as uncharacterized. Gene Ontology annotation, biological process: signal transduction; endocytosis; peptidyl-serine phosphorylation. Gene Ontology annotation, cellular component: nucleus; cytoplasm. NCBI's taxonomy places the organism in Eukaryota, Viridiplantae, Streptophyta, Magnoliopsida, Poales, Poaceae. The transcript is spliced from 15 exons. The coding region runs from base 318 to 2945 and encodes 875 amino acids. The record is from RefSeq and is a predicted model, not a curated record. Gene Ontology annotation, molecular function: protein serine/threonine kinase activity; ATP binding.